GUCCGCGAAUCCAACGGGAGAAGUCCAAGACGACGGAAAAGAGAAGAGAGACUAGACUAAACACCUCGCCGUAGCUGAACAAGUGCUGAACAUUGCCUUUAGAGUUUAAAACAACUUCAACAACUCAUUACUACAUUCAAUGGAAAGGUUGUCCAUGAGGAAUCGCUCCGCUGUCGGCCGUUUCCCAGAGGUCACUCUCAGCUGGGAAGAUGAGCCGGACAAGGAGGGGCUGGUGAAGGAGGAGGAGGAGAAGCAAGAGGGGGCGUGUCGACGAUGGUUCCGGAAAGCGUGCCCCUGCUGUUGCCGCAAAUCGAGUGAUUCUGACGACGAGCCAGACGUAGUUGUGCCCAAACCCACAGAGAAUGGUGGGGGGGAGAAACCUUCAGUAGGAGGACAAGAACUAGAUGUACUUUUACUUUCAGUAAGCUCUGUAGACCUCCUCAAGUCAAAGACAGGGCAAAAUCGCAGAGAACAUCAUACAGAUAGUUUCCAUGGCAAUGACCUCAUCAUCCGUCGAGGACAGUCCUUCUUGAUGUGGAUUGAAUUCUCACGACCCUACGACCCCAAUACAGACAAGCUGCACUUGGAGUUAAAGACAGGUAAUCUGCCCACUGUGUCCAAGGGCACUCACGUUAUCAUCCCUCUGGUGGAGGAGCUGGAGGAUGACCGCUGGGAGUGCAAGGUUAUCGAGAAGGACGGCAACCGCGUCAAACUGUCCGUCAACUCUUUACCGUCCGCCGCCAUCGGCCAAUACGAGCUCACCGUGGUGACCUACAGCCCCAAAGGCGAGGCCAUGUCAACACACGACUCUGCCAAUGACAUCUACAUCCUGUUCAACCCCUGGAAUGAAGAUGAUGCUGUGUACAUGGACAAUGAGGAUGAGAGGAAGGAGUACGUGUUGAAUGACGUGGGGAGGAUUUACUACGGGACGGAGAGCCAGAUCGGGGCCAGGACGUGGAACUUUGGGCAGUUUGGUGAAGGGAUGCUGGCAGCCUGCCUGUACGUUCUGGAGAAGAGUGGAGUCCCUGCCUCUGGAUUGGGAGACCCAGUGAAUGUCGUUCGAGUGGUUUCUGCUAUGAUUAACUCACCGAAUGACGGGGGUGUUCUGGAAGGGAACUGGUCAGGGAGCUACGUGGGUGGGACGUCUCCGACAGCGUGGAGUGGCAGUGUGGACAUCCUGAAGCAGUACCACAGCUCCAAAGGAACUCCGGUCCGCUAUGGCCAGUGCUGGGUCUUCUCUGGGAUCACCACCACAGUGUUGAGAUGUUUCGGAAUCCCCACCCGCAGCGUCACCAACUACAACUCUGCCCACGACACAGACAUCUCCUUGACAACAGAUGUCUACUUUGACGAGAACUUUGAACCCCUGGACAGUCUCAACGCUGACUCUGUGUGGAACUUCCACGUGUGGAACGACUGCUGGAUGGCUCGUACGGACCUGCCCUCUGGGAUGGGCGGAUGGCAGGUGGUGGACUCAACCCCUCAGGAGACCAGCCAGGGGCUUUUCCGCUGUGGCCCAGCCUCGGUCAACGCCGUGCGGGACGGGCAGGUCUUCCUCAAGCAUGACGCACCCUUCGUCUUUGCAGAGGUGAACAGUGAUAAGAUCUACUGGCAGAGAAAUGCGGACGGCACCUUCACUCAGAUCCACUCGGAGAAGAACGCCAUCGGCCACUUCAUCAGCACCAAGGCAGUGGGCUCAGACGAGCGUGCCGACAUCACACACCUCUACAAACACCCUGAAGGCACAGCAGAGGAGCGCAAAGCUGUGGAGACGGCCUCUCGGUAUGGCUCCAAGCCCGAGGUCUACUCCUCGACCGCCAUCGAGGAUGUUGACAUUCAGGUCACCAUGGACGGAGAAGGCCCACGGAUGGGCGCUGACGCCGAGCUGUCGAUCAUCCUACGUAACUCCAGCAGCCAGGCGCGAACUUUGACCCUGCACAGCCAGGUGUACGUCAUGUACUACACCGGCGUGGUCCGUGCCACCGUGAAGAAGGACCAGACCCCUGUGGAAUUGGCACCAGCAGAAGUCCAGACACUGGAAUGGGUCCUUCCAUACCAGGUUUACCAGGACCAGCUGGUGGACCAGGCAGCACUGAUGCUGAUGCUGUCCGGGCAGGUCCAAGAGACCGGCCAGGUGCUGGCCACUCAGUUCAACUUCCGCCUGCGCACCCCAGACCUCACCAUCACACCUAUAGGGGAUGCUGUUGUGGGAAAGCAGAUGACAGCCAAGAUCACUUUCACCAACCCACUGCCCAUGACACUGAAGAAUGUCAUCAUUAGAGUGGAGGGUCUGGGCCUGCAAAGCAUACACAAGAUCACUGUUGGUGAUGUGGUAGGCCGUGGCGUGAUGACCCUAACAGAGCGGUUUAUCCCAACGCUUGCUGGCCCCCGGAAACUGGUAGCAUCUCUGGACUGCAGGCAGCUCACACAGGUGCAUGGUGUUGCUGACGUUGUGGUGAAGGAGAUUUAAGGGUCAACCCCAAGAGGACAAUCUCAGAUUUGUGUGACUCCACAGACCAGGGUGGCAACGGUCCAAAGGGUUGUACAGACCAAUCAGGACCUCCCCUCCAAAAUGACAGCAAGUAUUCCCCUGAAGACCAAGAGAAAUGAACAUCUCUUGAAUGCUUGAAUUUGAAGUUGAAAGCAUGUACAAUAAUGUAAUAGAUGUCUCUAGUUUUACAUGAUACUUUCAGUUUUGUAUGUCAAUGUUUAUUUAUUUUUUCACUAUAUUGUAUUAAUAUAAUUGCUUUAUUUAUAAUUAGUUCCACUGUGUCAAUAUAUUUAUUUGAUUUAAUUACAGUGGAACAGAGAAAUAUGUCUAUUUCCUCUUGAUUUUAGUCAAUUGGUUUGGAAGAUUUUGUUAUUUAAACAGAACUAGGGGAAGAUGAAGAACUCAGUAUUAUGAAGUCGGAAAAGUUAGACUUGUAUCUCUCUUUCACUUAAGCCAUUUUCUUUCUUUUAUAUGUGGUAUAUUUCACCAACUAUCCAGAAUACAUGAAAUUAUAUAUCACAAUUGCGCAAUUGUGCUAUAUUGCAUGUUUGUAUGCAAUAUUGAAUUUAUGUAACAUAUUUAUUGUUGUUUUUUACCUACUGUUUGUACAAUUUUAUACUUUGAUAAUUGAGCACUUUUAAAUGAAUCAGUAUGCUAUAUGAAUAAAAUUCCCUUGUCUUUAUA
This is a messenger RNA of Alosa alosa (allis shad), 3175 nucleotides long. RefSeq names its product protein-glutamine gamma-glutamyltransferase K-like. The transcript is spliced from 14 exons. The coding region runs from base 140 to 2470 and encodes 776 amino acids. The record is from RefSeq and is a predicted model, not a curated record. Gene Ontology annotation, molecular function: protein-glutamine gamma-glutamyltransferase activity. Lineage: Eukaryota; Metazoa; Chordata; Actinopteri; Clupeiformes; Clupeidae. Gene Ontology annotation, biological process: peptide cross-linking.